Molecule: messenger RNA, 6119 nt
Organism: Drosophila kikkawai
Lineage: Eukaryota; Metazoa; Arthropoda; Insecta; Diptera; Drosophilidae
Source: RefSeq, a predicted model, not a curated record
UCGAUGUGUGCUGGCUGGCCAUUUUAACGAUUAGUGGCCAUUACGCCUGAGUGUUUGUUUAUUUUGCUGUGCGACCGCAGAAACGAUUCCAAAAAUGAUUGCGUAAUUUACUCGGUGGCGACAAUUCGCGCGAAACGUAUUAACCCAAAAGGAAGUUAAGUUUUUCCAUUACUAUUCCCGCUCCCUCCCGAGUGAUUCCAUUGAGUGGCCGCCAUGAAGAAGCUGCAUCUGGGGGCCAAGCACAAGGGCAAGUCCUACAAGCCCUUUAGGAACAAGAACCGACGGCCAUCGCCUCCAUCUCCAUCAUCGGCAACGCCGUCGCCAUCGCCACCAUCAUCGCACCAUCUGGCGGUGCUGGCGCUGCUGCUCCUAUCGUCGCACCCUGUCGUCGCAAACGCCGGCAAGAUAUCCUCGUUCGAAGAAGACUACCGGGCUGACAGGCCCAUGGUGCAGCGCGCCUCCUCCUCGGAUGCACCCUCCGUUCAGGGUGGCCAACAUCGGGAGUCUCGAUUUGGCCUCGGUUACCCGUCCUACCAGAGUGGCUACAACAAGCUAUUCACACAGGGUUCUGCCGACUCGAACUACUCACAACCGUCAUCCGAUCUGUCGCUAGACGAGGAAAAGGAAUCGCUUCGGCGAGAAAAGGAACGUCAGGCCUUAAGCCAGUUGGAUAAAGCGAGGAGCAAACCAGUGGCGUUCGCUGUGCGAACCAACGUAGCUUACGAUGGCGCCAUCGACGACGAUUCGCCGGUGCAGGGCGGCGCUGUUUCGUUCGAGAUGCGGGAGUUCCUGCACAUCAAGGAGAAGUACGACAAUAACUGGUGGAUCGGCCGGCUGGUCAAGGAGGGCUGUGAUGUGGGCUUCAUACCCAGCCCCGCUAAGCUAGACAACAUUCGCAUGCAGAACCAAACCAGACCCUCAAGACUGUAUGGCACAAAGGGCUCGUCGAGCGGGAAUCUUGGUGCGGGCGGACAAGCAGGUGACGAAUCAGAUUCCAUGGGACCAGGACGUCAUGGCAAGACCCCGCUGGCGACGGCCAACAAGGAGAAGCGUAAGCCAUUCUUCAAGAAACAGGAAACGGCCAGUCCCUACGACGUGGUGCCAUCGAUGCGUCCGGUUGUGCUGGUGGGGCCCAGCCUCAAGGGCUACGAGGUCACCGACAUGAUGCAGAAGGCCCUCUUUGACUUCCUCAAGCACCGGUUCGAGGGUCGCAUCAUCAUCACCCGGGUGAUGGCCGACAUCUCGCUGGCCAAGCGCUCCAUUAUGAACAAUCCCUCGAAGCGGGCCAUCAUGGAGCGAUCCUCCAGCCGGAGCGACUGUCUCGGCAAGGUGCAGGAGGAGAUCGAGCGCAUCUUCGAGCUGGCCCGCUCCCUCCAGCUGGUCGUGCUCGAUUGUGAUACAAUCAAUCAUCCGUCACAACUAGCGAAAACUUCAUUAGCGCCAACAGUAGUGUACUUAAAGAUUAGUAGUAGUAAGGUUUUACAGCGUUUGAUCAAAUCACGCGGCAAGUCGCAGGCGAAAAACCUCUCCGUGCAAAUGGUAGCCGCCGAGAAGCUGGCCCAAUGUCCGCCGGAUAUGUUUGAUGUGAUCCUGGACGAGAACCAGCUGGAAGACGCCUGCGAGCACAUUGCCGAGUACUUGGAGACCUACUGGAAGGCCACACAUCCGGACAUACGAGCAGUGCCGCCCAUCGCCCGCCCAUUGCCGCAGGAAGCCUCGCCCUCGGCAGAUCCCGCGCGUCUGGGUCCGACACCACCAGUAGAUGGCGAGGAGUAUAUCGAUGAGCAGGAUCCCAGGAUGGGCGGGAUGUCCGCUCCCGGCGGGGAUCGCGAGGGCAGUCGGGAGCGGGAACGGGACAGCAGGGAGCGGGAACGGGAGCGGGAUAGGGAGAGGGACUACUGGGACCGGGAGUUCAACAGGGAUCGCAGCUCCAAGGAUCGCGAAAGGGACCUGGAGUGGGAGCGGGAGAGAGCUCGCGAGUGGGAGAGAGAGCGGGAACGAGAUUGGGAUAGGGAGUUCGAUUGGGACCAAGGAGGAUCCUCUUACCAUCACAGCCGCCGACAAACGACUUCCGGCCGCCACCAGGAGCGCGGUGGUGGCGUUGGCGCCGGCGGCGGAGUUGGAGUUGGAGGAGGAGGCGUUGGUUACGAGCGGGACCGGGAACGAGACCGCGAGCGCGAACGUGAACGGGAACGGGAGCGGUACGAGCGACGGGAGCGGGACCUCAUGCACUAUGACCUCAACAGCGACGAGCUUUUGGACGAGCGCAACUUCGAGUAUCCGGCGAUGCGAAGCGGUCCCAGCGGUGCCUCCCACCACGGCCACCUGUCCCGGGGCGGCCGCCUCCUGGAUGAUCCGGACUUUGAGCGCGAGGAGGCGCAAAUGCGGAUGAGCAGCUCCCGCUAUGGACCCUCCACCAGGAUAGAUGAUCCCAGGGAUUUGCCGCGCGGCGCCACCGUUGUCGAUCGCGAUGAAUACAGUCCGCACAGAGGUGGUGGGAGUAGUAGGAGAAUGCUGAAUGCCAUGUCCAGGCCCCUGUCCCUGCCCCGGCAAUCGUCUUUGCCCAUUAGCAGAGCACCCAUUUCCUACCUGCCCCGCCAGUACUCCCUGGGCAGUCACUGGCUCUCCUCCUCCUCGCAGAGUUCCCUGGAGCAGAGUUCCCGUUCUCGCCGCGAGCUUUAUCCGCUGCUGCAUCAGCCGCAGUCGCAUCCCCAGCCCCGGUCCCAUUACACCCAUUCGUACACACCAGCCAGCUCCCAGCAGCAUCCGCCGUCCCAUUCCCAUUCCCAAUCACAAUCACAGUCACGAUAUCGCUAUUCCGUGCAAGACACGUCCUUUGCCCACCCACCAAGAUCGCUGAGGGACGAGUUCCUCAGCCCCACCAUGAGCAAGGUCGAGGCUGUCACGCAUGCCAUUCGCAACAACAUCAUCGUGGAGGAGGACGAGGAGGAUAUCCUGAGCACGGAUCGGUUCUAUUAAAGAGAUUUCAGUCGCCAUCCCGCAUCGGUUAGCCAGAUCACCACUUCAGAGAAUCAAUGAUUACGUAGGGGGGGAGUUCGGUUACAGCCCCUUUUGGGUAUCGUUUUGAGGGGGCAGCAGUGCCAAAAAAAAAAAAUACACAUUUGUAAAUGUUCCAUUCGAUGAUCUAUUUAUUAGCCACAACACAACACACACACACACACAGUAGCUGGUUAAAGUUAAAGAGCGGCAGUUAAAGCAAACUUUAAAGUAAAAAAAAAAGUGAGAAGUGCAGCCCAAUGCCAAGUGGGGCCUUAUGUGUCUUAAAUGCUAUAGCUAAGUGUAAUCAGAUUUUAUUUGAGUAAUGUGAAUUUAAAUUAAACGAUCUAAGCCUAAGAGUUAAGCUAGUGACAGGUCCCGUUGAAAAGAAAUUAAAGUUUAAAUAAGCAGCAGCCACCCAACAACAUUUGUUGGUCCCCAAAAUGGGUCUCGUAUUUGUUAUGCAAUCGAUUGACUAAGUACAUACAUAAGUGUCAGCUUUAAUAAUUUAGUGAACGUGUCUUAAUCUAAGUCAGGCCACACCAUACACACCACACACAACACACAACACACACUCAGUUGACUGUGAAACCGGCUGAAAUCUCUUUAAUCUCAAAUCGAUGUCUAAUUCUCGCAUCCAAACUGUUUCUUCCUCUGCGCAGAAUCAGCCCACCUUCUAGGUAUUCUUCUAGUUGAAACGAAGGCACUUACGAGUACAGUGCGUUUCAAAGGCAAGCGUAAAUCCCAAAAAAUAUAAUACUAUUUAAUAUUCCAGUUAAAGAUUUAGCCCCUUAAUAGUUGUAUUCCAAAGUAGGUCCAAUAGUUUUUCAUUUAAGAGCAAUCAUAACUCACUUAACCAUUGCCAUCUUAGUAUCUAUACUUGGUGACUGACAAAGAAUUGAAUCUUCCAAAUUAAAAUGGUUUCUCUAACACAUUUCUCCUUACGUAGAUACACUUAUUUAUAUAACUUAAAAAGAGUUGAUAACGGGAAGACCAACAGUUCUCUAGGCAAACAAUAAAUCCAACUGAUUCCGAUAGUAAGUUACUAAACAAAUAAAUAAUCCUUGUCUAAUAAUAAAGGUAUUUCUAAUUGUAUUGAUUAAAGUCUUACUAGAGUUUCUUCGAAUUAUUAAUUUAAUAACCACAACGUCUUGAGCGAAACGCACUGUCCUGCCACAACGCAAUGCAUACAUGUAGAAAAUCUCACACUUUCCCUUCUUUCCUCUGCCAAAACAGCAAUACCAUCGACCUAGAUACCUUGUCACACCAUAUCAUGCCACACACCUGCCAAAAAGCGCACAGUUCGCGAUCGUGACUAUAUAGUUGGGUUGCUCGCGAACUGCCUUUAGCCUCGGGUCGGAUGCAAUAACGAUGACCCAGGCGGAGGCACAGCGAUUUAAACUACCAGUGCCUUAAAAAAGAAAAAACCAUCAAAUCGAGUAACAACACACAGAAGCACACCACCCCAGCCUCAUCUUCCACCCAGAGAGAUCAUUCACCCGAUAUAUACUAUAUAUAUAAUUGCUUGCGUCAAAAUUAUUGUUCCGGUAGCGUGAGAGUAGCCGUAAUGUCGCGACAAAAAUAAAAACGCUGAUCUGGCCCAUUCCGAACGAGAGCACUCCUUUUACAAUUCCAACCACCACGCUAAAUUUCGUCGAUCAUUCGUUGUCGAACUGAGCUAGCGCCCAACAAUGAUGAACCGCACUGCAUUCAAAUCGAUCGCCACCUCGAGUAAGAAGAAUUGAUGACGGCAAAGGAUAAGAGGCUGCCAGAGAUAGCACUUGCGAAUUGAUAACUCCAGUGGAACCCUGUAUUCACAGAGAAUAUUAUACAUUUUUCCAGUCAAAUGGUGUCUCCGGUACCUUCCUAAUCUAUGCCUAUAUGUAGCCACUAGCUAGUUGAUCCAUAAGCACUCCCGCAGAAGCUAUCCUGCUGUUCCAAGACUGCAGCUGAUGACCCGCCCCGAACUCUGGGCGGGGUCAGCGACAGCGAUCGGUAGAACGGUGCACUCCUAUGUAGAAGACAGGCCAGGCCAUGGCCCUGAUGUAAGAGCAAAGAUCUAGUACUUUUUUUAUAUAAGAGAUACAAGGUGAUAAAAGUAAUUUUUGAAAAGCAAAUUUGAACAGCGCACGUCAAGUAAAGAUACAGAUACAGAUACAGAAACAGAUACCUAGAGCAAAUUGUUGGCAGCAUUCAGGAGGGGAUGACUUUGGAAGAUGGAAAAAGGACUCCAGGGGGAAUGAGGGGUAUUUUGCAAAAUUACUUUCAAAUUAAAUAUAGGUGCAUCUCCGGGGACAAGAGAAUUUGAGGGGGGGAUUGGUCAGGGGCACUGGUUGGAGCCGCUUUUGAAGAGCAAACAGAAUAUGAAACAAAAUGGAAAUUAACCGAAAGCAACAUACGAUACGCAAGCACUUACUGUAAAAAGUGGAAAAACAAAAAUGAUCUAUGUAUUAGCUAAACCUAAAUGAAAUAUUACUUUUUAAUACUAGCGUAAAGUUGAAAACAAAACCUAGAUACGAUCCUUCGCAGCUAAGCAGGGGCAAACGGAAUACUUAAGUUUAAACUUUAAACGGUCAGUUGAUGCGCGAUGUGUAAGUAAGAAUAACAUAAUAUUGCACAUAAUUCACAGAACUGGUAAUUCAAUAUACUAUAAUAAUGGUAAAUAUAUAUAUUUAAAAGGAUACAUACAUUUAUAAAACGGUGCAUAUACAUUUAUACGUGCAUAUGUGCGCUCUUACUAUAAUUAACAAAAUUUAAACCGAUAUACAGAUACCACACAGCCGGCAUUUUGUAAUAAAGGAAACAUGAAAUGUAAUGAACAAAUAAUAGAUUAUCCAAGAUAUUGUUAGUUACCUUCUUCUGCAAAAUGAAAAUGAAAACUUUGUCGAGAAAAUUGUCAUCAGAUCUGAUAGGAAUAUAUUGAAGAUACGUCUGUAAGAUGCCUUAAGUUUCCCAACUCGAAUUCAAAAGCUGCACUCGGUAAAUUCAAGAUAUUCCAUUACAUAACCUUCUAUCAGAUGGAUGGACGAAAGGUCCAAAGGCUCACUGCCUAAAUACAUUUUUGCGAAACAAAAAACAAAACCCCAGGUUUGCUUCUAAUAAAUAGAAUUUUUUAAAUAAAU